AUGUUGUCAAUUACACCUAUUUUCAUAGUGAUGUUAACAGCAAAAAUGACAUCAAAUUCUGGCGUCUUUUAUUUCAAUCCCGAAGCUCCUCGAGGGGAACCUAUCUUCCAGUAUUAUGCAGAAAACAAGGCCCAAUGCCUUAGAGCUUGCUACGAGGAAAGCGACUGCGCAGUUGUAGAACACGAUGAGACGGACGAUAACUACUGUAGGCUAUACAAGGAAGGAAAUGGUUCUGUGGAAGCAUACGUACUCUCACGUGAAGCCACUGAUUCAUCGUGCAUGACCGAAACGACUACAACCGACGUACGUUUCCAGAAGAUACCACGUCGCGAAAAUGUUAAGAAGGGGAAAUGCACUAGUACGCAAAAUGUGACUGUAAUCAUGCCUUAUAAACGAGAAGGGCGCUAUCGAUUUUUCGUGCCCGAAUCCUCCAGAAUUCCCUACGACUGGGACCGUAUGAAUUUCAAGCUAACUUUCUCCAGCAAACCAGAACCAACCUGUACUUCCGUUCCUGUCUUCCACAGAGCAGAUUAUCGUCGCCUGUACUUCGGGGAAGUCUACAAUGUUACUGGCUACUACUUUCACAAUGCGUACGCUUUCGCGGACCCUUGCACUCCAGCAGGUGAAUGUUUGGGUAAAGUGGAAAUACAAGAAUACGUGGACGAAAAUGGCGACUUCUUUUACGAUAAGGCUGGAGAAGAAAACAAGAAGAACAAGAGGAACUCCGGUUUGCGUCAAACAUUCUUCAUUGUGGAGAAGAGGCCUUGGUAGUAAACAUUCUAGCUUUGCUGGAUGUAUCCGUCAGCUACAACUGCAUUACACAAGCUUUUGUAUUGUUUUGUUAUUCGCCUGUUUUUGUCUUGAACAAGGAA
This is a messenger RNA of Cylicocyclus nassatus, 872 nucleotides long. Lineage: Eukaryota; Metazoa; Nematoda; Chromadorea; Rhabditida; Strongylidae. The record is from the annotation of a GenBank genome assembly.